CUAAAAGAAAGUAAUCCAAUUGUUAUUGAUAGAUCUGCAGCAGCAAUAUCAAAACAACAACUUUGACAACUCUGACACCCGCCAAUCCGAUUCAUGAAACUAAAAUUACGCUAAAGAAUCUAAUCCUGUAUCAGUGACGCAAGAAUCCAUUUUCUCUUUAAAAAGAAAGAAAGCCAACUUUUUUUGAUUGUAUUCCUGCUGUUGACAUUAAUUUCUUGGGAUUUUAUUUCUUUUCUCUUCGUAUACAAUUAUUGAAUAAUAAGAGAAAGUGCCGUAUUUCUGUUCUAUUUAUAGACGACACCCUGGCUGCUGUUAGCAAUAUAGUUCUUGAAGAAGAGGAGGAAGAAGGAGAGAGCGUGUCUCUCUUGGUAGGAGCAGAAGAUAAUCAUAAUCAUAAUCAUAAUCCUAAUCAAAAUCAAGAGCAGAGAACGACAAUGGAUGGUGAUAGAGAUGAUUCUUCUUCCUGGCAAGGAAAAGUACAUGAUGAAGAAAAGCUAGCUGUUCAGAUACCUGAGACUGCUCAUCAGAUUAGCAGUGAUUCAUGGUUUCAAGUCGGUUUUGUGCUUACGACUGGUAUCAACAGUGCCUAUGUACUAGGAUAUUCUGGGAUAAUUAUGGUUCCUCUAGGUUGGAUAGCUGGUGUAGUUGGUUUAGUUUUAGCCGCUGCAAUAUCAUUGUAUGCAAAUUCUCUUGUUGCCAAGCUCCACGAGUAUGGGGGGAAGAGACAUAUCAGAUACAGAGAUCUUGCAGGAUAUAUUUACGGUAAGAAAGCUUAUUCUAUUACAUGGGGAUUGCAGUAUGUUAAUCUUUUCAUGAUUAAUACUGGAUACAUUAUUUUGGCUGGUCAGGCUCUUAAGGCUGUCUAUGUUCUUUAUAGGGAUGACCAUGAAAUGAAGCUACCAUACUUCAUUGCUAUUGCUGGCUUUGUAUGUACGUUGUUUGCCAUUGCGACUCCCCAUUUGUCAGCUCUAAGAAUUUGGCUGGGAGUUUCAACAGUCCUCAGCUUAAUAUAUAUCAUUGUAGCAAUUGUUCUGUCAAUUAAAGAUGGUGUCAAUGCACCACCAAGGGAUUAUAGCAUUCCAGGAUCGUCAACAGCCAAAAUCUUUACAUCAAUAGGGGGAGGCGCUAGUCUGGUUUUUGCGUUUAACACAGGAAUGCUUCCAGAGAUACAGGCAACAAUAAGGCAACCCGUUGUUAGUAAUAUGAUGAAGGCACUAUACUUCCAGUUCUCAGUUGGACUUUUACCGUUGUUUGCCGUUACAUGGAUUGGUUAUUGGGCUUAUGGAAAUUCAACAACAACCUAUUUGCUUAGUAGUGUCAACGGUCCAAUUUGGGUGAAGACAAUGGCCAAUCUUGCUGCAUUCCUGCAAUCAGUCAUUGCUUUACAUAUUUUUGCGAGUCCUAUGUACGAGUAUUUGGAUACAAAGUUUGGGAUUAAAGGCAGUCCACUGGCAAUUCGCAAUUUGUCAUUUAGAUUAGGGGUAAGAGGUGGCUACCUGGCUUUCAACACACUCGUGUCAGCUCUUCUGCCCUUCCUAGGAGAUUUCGAAAGCCUAACAGGAGCAAUCAGUACCUUUCCUCUCACGUUUAUCCUUGCUAACCACAUGUACUUGAGGGCAAAGAAUAACAAAUUGACCAAUUUGCAAAAGCUUUGGCAUUGGUUCAACGUGUGUUUCUUUGGCUGUGCGUCUCUUGCAGCAGCAGUUGCAGCUCUAAGGCUAAUAGCUGUAGAUUCCAAGAGAUACCAUGUUUUUGCAGAUUUAUGAUGAUGAUGACAACGAUGAUUGAUGGGAGAUUCAAUUAAAAUCCCCCAUUCCCAACAUAUUCCUGAUUAUUGAACGACGUUUUUAGAUUUCAUUUUGUAUUUGGCUUUAGUUUACAAUAAAUAAAAUAGUUUAUUUGUCAA
This is a messenger RNA of Ricinus communis (castor bean), 1906 nucleotides long. Its product is annotated as proline transporter 1. The transcript is spliced from 7 exons. Gene Ontology annotation, cellular component: plasma membrane. The record is from RefSeq and is a predicted model, not a curated record. Bases 435 to 1766 code for a protein of 443 amino acids. NCBI's taxonomy places the organism in Eukaryota, Viridiplantae, Streptophyta, Magnoliopsida, Malpighiales, Euphorbiaceae.